ACGGGACCUGCCAAUCAGUUAUCUGCCGUUCGACCAUGGGUAAGCUUGCGUUGUACGGUCUGGACGCCAGUCCCCCAACCCGGGCUUGCCUGCUCACACUGAAGGCGUUGGAGCUGCCCUUUGAGUAUGUUUUCGUGAAUCUCCUUACGAAAGAGAACUUCGCCGAGGACUAUCUGAAGAAGAAUCCCCAGCACACUGUGCCAAUGCUGCAGGACGAUGAUGCCUACCUAUGGGACUCGCAUGCCAUCAUGGCCUACCUCGUGGGAAAGUACGCGGAGACCGACGAUCUUUACCCCAAAGAUCUGCUGCAGCGGGCAGUGGUCGACCAGCGAAUGCACUUCGAGUCGGGGGUCAUCUUCGAGGCGGCCCUGCGUCGCCUCACAAGGCCGGUGCUCUUCUUGGGCGGCACCACCUUGCCUCAGGCGAAUGUAGACUACAUCAACGAGGUCUACGACUUUCUGGAAACGUUUCUGGAGCACGACUUUGUGGCCGGCGAUCACCUGACUAUUGCCGACUUCAGCAUUGUGUCGACCAUCAGUUCGCUCGGCGUCUACUUAGAGCUUGACCCGGUGAAGUAUCCCAAGAUAGCCGCCUGGCUGGAGCGCCUCAAGGAGCUGCCCUACUAUGAGGAGGCCAACGGCAGUGGAGCCGCACAGUUCAUGCAGCUCAUGAAGUCCAAGAACUUCACAGUCGUGCCCUAGACCAAACAUCGGCGAACCCAGACACACACAGAGAGCACGCAGCAAGCGUUAAACCCCUAGUUCGAGCACUCCAACGAGCACCAGAGAAC
Drosophila guanche is the source of this 790-nucleotide messenger RNA. RefSeq names its product glutathione S-transferase 1 (gene GstE4). Gene Ontology annotation, biological process: glutathione metabolic process. The coding region runs from base 36 to 701 and encodes 221 amino acids. Gene Ontology annotation, molecular function: glutathione transferase activity. The transcript has a single exon. The record is from RefSeq and is a predicted model, not a curated record. Lineage: Eukaryota; Metazoa; Arthropoda; Insecta; Diptera; Drosophilidae.